AUGGCAUUGGGGUGGUCCUGCUGGGUCCUCCUGCUGCUCCUGCCCGCCCUGGCUCAUGCCGGGGGGCCCGGCCCCGUCCUUGUCAACCGCCCCUUUGUCACCAUCUGGAACAUCCCCACGGAGCGCUGUGCCAAGAAGUACAAUGUCACCCUCAACCUGGAGGUCUUCGAUGUGUUGGCCAACAACCAGCAGUCCUUCAUCGGGCAGGACAUCACCCUCUUCUACAGCAAGGAGCUGGGGUUCCUCCCCUACUACACACCUGAGGGGGUGCCAGUGAACGGGGGGCUCCCCCAAAACGCCAGCCUGCAGGCCCACCUCCACCAGGCCACCAGGGACAUCAAGGUUGCCCUGCCCAGCCCUGCCUAUGGCGGGCUGGCCGUCAUCGACUGGGAGAAGUGGCGCCCGCUGUGGAUCCGCAACUGGGCCUCCAUGGACAUCUACAAGCAGAAGUCGGAGGAGCUGGUGCGGCAGCAGCACCCGCAGUGGCCCCCGGAGCUGGUGAAGAAGACAGCCAAGCAGCAGUUUGAGCAGAGUGCCCGCAACUUCAUGGAGCAGACCCUGCAGCUGGGCAAGACCCUCCGUCCUGACGGCUACUGGGGUUUCUAUGGCUUCCCCAACUGCUACAACAAUGACUUCAACAGCCUGUCCUACACCGGGAUGUGCCCGGUGGUGGAGCAGCAGCGGAACAAGGAGCUGUGGUGGCUCUGGGAGAGCAGCCGGGCGCUCUACCCCAGCAUCUACCUGCCCUCCUGCCUCAAUGGCACCAACAAGGUGCUCGCCUAUGUCCGGCACCGCAUUGCUGAGGCCUUCGCUGUCCAGCAUGGCGUCCUUGACACCGGCAUCCCUGUCCUGCCCUACUCCCAGAUCGCCUUUGACCUCACUGCUGACUUCCUCUCCCAGGAGGACCUGAUGAACACCAUCGGGGAGAGCGCGGCUCAGGGUGCCGCCGGCAUCGUCCUCUGGGGCAGCAGCCUCAACUACAGCACCUCCAAGGAGAUGUGCCUGCGACUGAAGGACUACGUGGAGGGGCCCCUGGGCCACUACAUCGUCAACGUGACGGCCAGUGCCGCUCUGUGCAGCCAGAGCUUGUGCUCUGGCCGGGGUCGCUGUGUGCGCCGGGAGAACAAGCAGGGCUUCCUCCAUCUCGACCCCUUCCGCUUCACCAUCGACCUGCAAGCCGGCAAGCCCUGGCUGGUGGCGCAGAGCCUGGAGUCCAUCAACGACACCUCCCGGCUUGCUGAGGAGUUCAUCUGCCAGUGCUACGACAAGUGGCACGGACCCCACUGCAACACCCAGGGCUUCGCCGAGUGA
Molecule: messenger RNA, 1311 nt
Organism: Nipponia nippon (crested ibis)
Lineage: Eukaryota; Metazoa; Chordata; Aves; Pelecaniformes; Threskiornithidae
Gene: HYAL1
Product: hyaluronidase 1
Biological process (GO): hyaluronan catabolic process; carbohydrate metabolic process
Cellular component (GO): cytoplasmic vesicle
Molecular function (GO): hyalurononglucosaminidase activity
Source: RefSeq, a predicted model, not a curated record